Molecule: messenger RNA, 1536 nt
Organism: Alligator sinensis (Chinese alligator)
Lineage: Eukaryota; Metazoa; Chordata; Crocodylia; Alligatoridae
Product: anionic trypsin-like
Exons: 7
Coding region: 722-1462 (246 amino acids)
Biological process (GO): proteolysis
Molecular function (GO): serine-type endopeptidase activity
Source: RefSeq, a predicted model, not a curated record
GUCACUGGCUAUGGCAUCUCCCCCCAAGUGCAGCAGGACCAGACUGAGAAGGAGCAGAAGCAGCCAGAGGAGAGGGUGGCCCAGCAGCUGAGGCACACAAAUAAGGUAGAGGCAAACAACAGCACAGGAAACCUUACUUGGAGUUCCCCUUGCUCUGCCUGACAGAAGUGAGCAUGCCAAACCUCCUCUGCAUGAGUUAGCAGGGUCGGCUCCAGAAGCUAGUCUAGAAAGCAUUUCAAACAAGAGCAGACCUUUCAAACAGCGGGGAGUGCUGUUGGCCCACUGCGAGGAGCUUUGCCAGAGUAGGCCUAUUUGAUGCCUUUAGACAGGUGGGCACAUGCCCACUGUUACUUAGGGCUGUCACUCAGUGAGGCAGCAAGGGAAAGCAAGAGCAUCAACUGAUUACGGGGGACAAAAAAGACAAAAGGAUGUACAGAAGGGUCAGAGGUUGAAAAAUAGCACACCCUCGGGGGACAUCGAGCAUAGCACCGCAGACAGGACCCGGAGAAGUCCAGGCACUUCAGAGGACAUAUGAAGGGGUGGAUGGCAAGAGCUGCAAGGGAUAGAUGGCAGUACUGUGCAGACUGAUGCAAGUCCCUGGGAAGCAGCAAGCUGGUGGCACCAUGGUCUGGGGAGAUAAGACUCUAGGAGAGUUAUAAAGCAGAGUGAAGCUCCUGCAGCCCAUACCUGCACAGCAGACAACACACUUUGCAGAGACGCCAUGCAGUUCCUCCUGAUUCUUGCCUGCUUGGGAGCAGCUGUUGCUUUCCCUGUUGACGAUGAUGACAAGAUUGUGGGGGGCUACACCUGCCCAGAGAAUGCUGUCCGCUACCAGGUGUCCCUAAACUCUGGGUACCACUUCUGUGGGGGCUCCCUCAUCAGCGACCUAUGGGUAGUGUCGGCUGCUCACUGCUACAAAUCCCGUAUGGAGAUAAGGCUUGGUGAGUUCAACAUUGAGAAGCUGGAAGGGACUGAAGAAUUCAUUGGAGUUGAAAAAGCCAUCCGCCAUCCUAAAUACAACUCCUGGCUCCUGGACAAUGACAUCAUGCUGAUUAAGCUGAAAACCCCAGCCAAGCUGUCGCAAAGUGUUAAUACCAUUCCUCUGCCCACUGCUUGUGUGGCUGCUGGGACUGAAUGCCUGAUUUCUGGGUGGGGAAACACCCUCAGUGAUGGCUAUAACUUACCUGAGCUCCUUCAGUGCCUGAAUGCUCCAGUCCUGACUCAUGCUGAGUGUGAGGCAUCUUAUCCAGGAGAUAUCACUGAGAACAUGAUCUGCGUGGGAUUUCUGGAGGGCGGCAAGGACUCCUGCCAAGGUGAUUCUGGUGGCCCAGUUGUGUGCAAUGGGGAGCUCCAAGGGGUCGUGUCCUGGGGGAUCGGCUGCGCUCUGCCAGGUUACCCAGGCGUCUACACCAAGGUCUGCAACUACCUCGCCUGGAUUGAGGAGACCGUGGCUAGUAACUGAAGCAUCCAUUUUCCUCGGGUUUCGCUGAGGCAUUUCCUCCCUCCACAUUUAUUCACCUCUGAGAAGAAACUAAC